Annulohypoxylon maeteangense is the source of this 2065-nucleotide messenger RNA. RefSeq lists its product as uncharacterized. The record is from RefSeq and is a predicted model, not a curated record. NCBI's taxonomy places the organism in Eukaryota, Fungi, Ascomycota, Sordariomycetes, Xylariales, Hypoxylaceae. The transcript has a single exon. Bases 294 to 1844 code for a protein of 516 amino acids.
GGUCGGUAUCGGGACAAUCUAGAAUAACCUGUCGCGAAAAGCAGGCUGAACGCCAGCCAUCUAUAGUGUUUACACGUUAAGAUUUUUUAUAGGGUGUUAGAACCACCUGCGUGUGUGUUCGCCCUCCUACCGACCUGAUUAAAAUAUAUAAAAAAUAAAAUAAAAAAGGAUGAUGAGUACGGCCACCAGAGUGUCCCGCUCGUCUUGUGGAAACUAACCUUCUCCCAAGUUUGAUAGCUACAACAUUACCAAACUAGUGUUAAUCUACUACAUUUUAUCUCUUCAUCUUAACUAUGAAGUCGCCUUCAGUUCCGGUAUCAAGCCUAUGCGCCUGGUUGAUACUCACCAAUCUGUGUGAAUCUUCCAGUUUUAAGCCGAACUGCACUUUACCAACUACCGAUACCAAUUAUGUCUCUGGGUCCACUAUUCGCAGUACUCUAGGUAUCCUCUGGAACUGUACCUCGGUCAUCAUCCUCUGCACAUGGAAUAUUCAACAUCUUAACGUCCCUGCAUUCCGCCGAGCCGACGGUAUCAAGAAAGUAUGGAUCGCCAUCGUAGCACUUACUACGAGAGUCAAAUGGAUGGUCUUCACGAUUUUCGUUCCGGAAUAUUUCGUGGGUAAAGCACUGAGUGAGCUCUGCGCUGCUUAUUACACAUCUAUUGAGAUGAAGGAUCAAGAAUAUAUGGCUGGUAAAGAAUGGGGAAUUGUUCAUUCUUAUUUGGCAAAUAUGGGAUAUUUCGUUCUCGACACUCAACAACUUGAAUUCGAUGCUACGCCUUCCACAUCCCCUGACGACCAAUCGUCGAUGCACUCCACGUCAGAGCCUAAAGAACACCCUCAAAGACAUGAAGUGCUUCCUAGUCAAGAUGAUACCCUGGAGCCUCAAGUGGUCGAUACGCCUUCCUUGAAUCAUUCGCCCCAUGAAGCUCGAAUCAAUAGAAUGGCACAAAAGCCGACGAUGACACGUUCAGUUAAAAUUAAUAUCCAUCGCCUCAAGUACCGCUACUGGGCACUGUCUUCUUCGCAAUGGCAAUAUUUGUUCGAAAAUGAAAUUGCCGCCGUACCAAAUAUACCGUCUAUAUAUCUAGAGAGGCUUGACAAAGGGGGGAUGCUAGUCAAAUUGCUUGCUGUGGGCCAGGUUAGCUACCUAGUCAUUCAGCUUAUCUCCCGCAAAAUACAGGACCUCCCUUCUUCACAGCUCGAGAUAGGAACACUUGCAUUCUCAGUAUCGAGCCUCAUUACGUAUGGUUUAUAUUGGAAACAUCCGCAGGGUGUUGAUGUUAUACAUAUCAUCCCAACAACGGGUAAAAGGCUAGAUGGUUGGGAUAUAGCUGAGUUGGCUCAACUCGGACCUAAAUCAAUGUGGAACAAACUGAGGACGAAGAGCGAUUUUGACCCGGAGCUCGGUCCAAGUCCAAUCCCAAAUGACAGCAGCCAUUACGAAGAGCAUAUUUGGACAUUUGGGACGAUUUUCAGCGGAAUCCCCUUUGGCGGUCUUCAUUGCCUCGCAUGGAGAUUUCAAUUUCCGACUACGGUAGAAGCUGUUCUCUGGAGGGUCUGCUCGGUUGUUACGACUUGUCUACCUCUGGUCGCGAUGAUCCCCCUUUUAAUAUGGCUAGGAUUCAUCGUUAUGGAACAUGAGGGCCUCACUAAAGAUAGCCUCAGAUUAGAUGGAAAGUUUGGGACUUUCCGGCUGACUACCGCUUACAUCGUUCUGAUGCUUUUACUCAUAUAUUUCUUAGCGAGGCUUUUUCUCCUGUGUGAAAUGAUACGGUGCCUAUUUUACCUCCCACCUGAAGCAUUCAUUGACACUUGGUCCAACGCUUUUCCACACUGGGGUUGAGUCAGGGACGAAUCAACGUACAUUAUCUUUUAUUGCAUUCAGGUUAUUUGUUAGGCGACGUUGGGUUCCCUCUUUACGAUACACUUCGAAUCUUGAGCAAAUACAAUCUUAUCUCAGGUACCUCUAAGUCAUUAUAAAGUCCUAUUUAAUACCACCCAUGGCAAAUAUGUUGUAAAUUUCCACUCUGAGAUAAUAUCAUCUUGUUACUGUUUUAUUCCCAC